This is a messenger RNA of Thrips palmi, 3014 nucleotides long. It is a transcript of the gene l(3)77CDf, whose product is annotated as phosphatidylserine synthase 1. NCBI's taxonomy places the organism in Eukaryota, Metazoa, Arthropoda, Insecta, Thysanoptera, Thripidae. Gene Ontology annotation, molecular function: L-serine-phosphatidylethanolamine phosphatidyltransferase activity. The transcript has 8 exons. The coding region runs from base 118 to 1473 and encodes 451 amino acids. The record is from RefSeq and is a predicted model, not a curated record. Gene Ontology annotation, biological process: phosphatidylserine biosynthetic process.
UCUUAUUUGCAGGAUCAUUAAUAACCUAGAGGGAGCGGAGCGAAGCGAGGCAUCGACGAGCUGUAGGACGAAGGAACGGGACAGUCGAACAAGUUUUAAAGUUCUAUGUGAUAUCAAAUGACCACAGCCAUGGAGCAACGAACCACUACAAGUAAACGUCGAGAAGACGACAUUUUCAACUCUAUGAACGAACGUCCAGUUGAUGAUAUUUCAUUGGAAUUUUUCUACAAGCCUCACACCAUUGCUCUUCUGGUUAUUUCAAUAUCAGUUGUAUUAUACACAUCAUUUACAAGAUCUGAUGAAAAUAUUCAAGACAAUUACUGGGCUGGGUGCCUUUGUGUGAUAUUCUUUUUCCUCAUUAUAUCUGUGCUGGCUUUUCCUAAUGGGCCAUUCACUCGACCUCAUCCUGCGGUGUGGCGCAUUGUGUUUGGAAUGAGCGUACUUUACAGUCUUGCUUUGCUCUUCUUGCUCUUCCAAAAUUACAACACUGUGAAAAACAUUUUCUUGUGGAUUGAUCCUGCCUUGAAGGACUUUAGCAUCGACAGUGAGAAGGAGUAUGGUGUCAACUGCUCAGAGUACACUUUUCAGAGGAUUUGGAGUACAGUUGAUGUGUUCGCCGCUGGUCAUUUCUUUGGCUGGGUAUUCAAAGCUGUCCUGGUCAGACAUCUUGGCAUUCUCUGGGCUAUGAGCAUCAUGUGGGAGCUCACUGAGAUGAUUUUUGCACACUUACUUCCAAACUUCAUUGAAUGUUGGUGGGAUGCUUGGAUUUUGGAUGUUCUUGUCUGCAAUGGACUUGGAAUUUGUGUUGGACUAUGGAUCUGCAAGAUAUUGGAAAUGCGUGAUUACAAAUGGGCUAGCAUCAGGGACAUACACACUGCCACUGGAAAGAUCAAGCGGGCUGUCCUGCAGUUUACUCCUAGUAGCUGGACACCUGUGCGAUGGCUGGACCCCAAUUGCACGUAUAUGAGAUUUGUAGCAAUUUGUCAGUUGGUUAUCUUCUGGCAAGUCUCUGAGCUAAAUACAUUCUUUUUGAAACAUAUCUUUGAAAUGCCACCAUCCCAUCCAAUUGUUGUAGCAAGGCUUUUCUUUGUUGGUAUUGUGGUUGCACCAUCUGUGAGGCAGUAUUAUACCUAUGUAACAGACCCUCUUUGUUUAAGAGUAGGCACACAAUGUUGGGUUUAUGGUGUCAUAAUGGUAUCAGAGAGUCUGUUGUGCAUUAAAAAUGGAAGAAACUUAUUUGAACGUACUCAAGUUCUGAACAUAAUGUUGUGGCUCUUGUUGCAAGCUAUAGUGUCCAUUUUGUUCCUGUGGGGUAUUUCGCAAUACCACAAAUAUUUCCCUAAGGAGAAUGACGUGUCAAGAGAUUCUUCACCAGUGAAAUCUCAAGAUUCAGAUUCUUAUGAUGAAGCAGGCGGCGUUCGCCGGAGACAUGUUACAUUCCUUAGUCAAAAUGAGCAUGAGAGAUCAGACUAAAGAGAGACCUAAGACUUGCACUUCAGAUCUCAUUGCUCUGUACUGAGCAUUGCUUGUUUUUAGCACGUAGGAAGCUGCUUCAUCUGUUCAUGUGUUUCUGCUCACUGAAGAUGCUGUAAAUGUGUUUGUUGUGAACCCUCUGAACUCAGCUUCUGUCUGAGAAAAUUUGACAUUCUCUGCAACAGAGCCCAGUCUUGACUUUCUAUCAAUAUUCAAAGUAUUUGUGUAAGCGCUCUCUGAACCAAAAGUUUUGGCCAUUGAAGAGUGGUUGUGUUUACCAUCACAAGUGAAGAGGCCGUAAUGUCAGCAGGGUACUACAACUAAGAUUUAUUUCUGCUUACCUUGCAAUUCAAUUUUUAUUAUUGAUGUGAGAUCGCCCUUGUAACAGAUCAUUUUGCUUUUACAACAUUCUAACCCCCUUCCCCCUGCCUCCACCCUCCCUCUUUUAUCCCCUAUUUAUGUCAAGAGGCAAAUUUAGUCCCUGUUUAGUUAAAUGUGUGCUGUAGUAGCGUAUGUAUUGGAUGUUGUUGCUGUUGAUGUAUGAUUCUGUCAUCACUUUAAUUUGAGUACUAUGUGCAUCAAUUAGUGAUGCUGAAAUCAAAUGGCUGUGUUUAGUAUCGGAGACUUGCUAGGAGAAUUGCCAUUAUCAACUCAAGAACCAAAGAGUACUUAAGUUCUUUGUACCAUGCAUACAGAGAUUCCUAGAGUCAAGUCAAGAGAGUGGUGUGUCAUAUUUAAUUUCCUCUAGUUAUUUCACUAUAGUCUCAAGUAAACAAAUCUGUGGCAAAUAGGAUUUGGGAAGUUUGUUCUUGUUUUUGCUAUUAAAAUCACAAAAGUUUGACUUUUUUUAAUUUGACAACUUUUUUUUCAUCAUCUUUUUUUAGUAUCAGUUGACUGGAGUACGUAGUUUUACAUGUAAUCGAUUUGCCAAUCACUUUGUGCCACAUGCCUUGGUUGUGGAAAUACAUUGACUUGCUGUCUGGUUAAGCCAUGUUACUGUUGCUUGUAGGUGAUGAUAACCAAACCAAAUUUGUUUUUCUUCUUGUGAUUCUGAAAACCUUUUUGAUUGUUAGUAUGAGACUUAUUUAAUGGACACUACUGACAUGCCUGUGUUGCAUUUUGUUAAUGCAUGUACCUUGGUCUAAACAAUGCUGUAUCAUCAUCUCCUCAGACAUUCUCUUUCUUAGGUAAGAGUUGGAAAUGUAAACCUCUAAUGUUGUAAGAAACUAGUCUGUGACAGAUUUGUUUUGUAAUGUGUCUUAGACUUUAUAUAAUUUUUUUCCCUGACUUUGCUCAUUUUUAGCCUGUUCCAUUCUCCCAUUAUAGCAGAGUUGAGUGUCCAGCUUAGAUUUAUAAAGUCGUCUAUCCUUUGCCAUUUUUGUCAUCUACUUGUCAUAUGAGGCUUUGAUAAUUUCCACAGGCCACUGGGAGCUGCAAGAAACAUUAGUGAAGUGAAGUUUUAUGCUCCAACCAGUUUUGUGCCAUUCAUGUUGUAAAUGUUGUAAUCGAAUAAACCAAUGUAAAACCAAAAUAACCAUUUA